Messenger RNA from Diachasma alloeum, 1235 nucleotides. Its product is annotated as nucleolysin TIAR. Gene Ontology annotation, molecular function: RNA binding. Bases 177 to 1031 code for a protein of 284 amino acids. The record is from RefSeq and is a predicted model, not a curated record. The transcript has 8 exons. NCBI's taxonomy places the organism in Eukaryota, Metazoa, Arthropoda, Insecta, Hymenoptera, Braconidae.
UAUUCGUUGGGGACUUGAGUCCCGAGAUCGAGACGCAAACGCUGAGAGAAGCAUUCGCACCAUUCGGUGAAAUCUCUGACUGCAGAGUUGUGAGAGAUCCACAGACCCUAAAGUCCAAGGGAUAUGGUUUCGUCUCGUUCGUGAAAAAAGCGGAGGCGGAGAGUGCAAUUACCGCAAUGAAUGGUCAGUGGUUGGGGAGUAGAGCCAUCAGGACGAAUUGGGCGACUCGUAAACCACCGCCUCCAAAAUCGGAAGCAAAUGCCAAACCAUUGACAUUCGACGAGGUGUACAAUCAGAGCAGCCCGACAAACUGUACGGUCUACUGCGGUGGCCUGACAAACGGACUCACCGACGAACUGAUGCAGAAAACCUUCUCAGCCUUUGGUUCCAUCCAGGAGAUUCGAGUCUUCAAGGACAAGGGUUACGCCUUCGUGAGAUUUUCCACAAAAGAAUCGGCAACACACGCCAUCGUUGCUGUUCACAACACAGACAUCAAUGGUCAAACGGUCAAGUGUAGUUGGGGAAAGGAGAGUGGAGAUCCAAAUAAUGCACAGCAAACGGGACAACCACUGUCUUCAGCCACGUACCCUUACUACGCUGCUGCAGCGGCGCAGUUGGCCGCAGCCGCAGCCGGUGGUGUGGGUAGUGUAGGUGGUGUUGGUGGUGCUGGACAACUGUCAUACUGGUAUCCUCCUCAAUCUUAUCCCACGACUGCUGCAACGCAAAUGCAGGCAGGCGGAUUUCUCCAAGGAAUGCAGGGGUACACGUAUGGACAAUUUGCUGGGUAUCAGCAGGCACAGUAUAUGGGAAUGGGUAUGGGUGUUCAUGCGGCGGGUACAGCAGCAGGAUGGGGCCAGGGUUUACCCGGUGGACCUCAGUUACCACCUCACCAUGCAACGACAGUGACGGCGCCUCCUGGUGUACAAACUGCCCCACCACCCCCACCACCACCAGCGCAAAUGAUGGCCUAUCCUAUGCAACAAUUCCAGCUAGCGGAUGAGGACUGGCUGACGCCUAGCCUCCUAGUGUGAUGGUAAGCAAGCACCCCUCACCAACAGGAACAAACGUUAACGCCACUACCAUCGCCACCAACGAUACCCUAACUAGUAUCACGCGGAUCGGCACAACCAAGUAUGUGACACCAAGAGCCACGAGAGAACGCGACAGAGGGGGAGGUGGAGGAGGAGGAGGUGGAGAUGGCGGAGGAGGAGGUGGAACACCAGGUGGGAGGUCCU